Messenger RNA from Olea europaea var. sylvestris, 1312 nucleotides. RefSeq names its product peroxisome biogenesis protein 19-2-like. Bases 257 to 1030 code for a protein of 257 amino acids. Gene Ontology annotation, cellular component: peroxisome; peroxisomal membrane. Gene Ontology annotation, biological process: protein import into peroxisome membrane. The transcript has 5 exons. The record is from RefSeq and is a predicted model, not a curated record. NCBI's taxonomy places the organism in Eukaryota, Viridiplantae, Streptophyta, Magnoliopsida, Lamiales, Oleaceae.
AUCGUGUCAACCACACUGUAAACAACCGUGUACCGGAAUUGAUUGGAUAAAUAGUGGGCGGCUUGGGUAUUUCCGGUGGAUGUCACGCUCAAACUCACCUUUGCAGAGUCCCAUAAAAUCCCAUUCCUUAUAUACCAAUGUAGAUUUUAACUUUAACCGACAAAGAUUAUUUUCUUCUUUCAUAUAUUAUAUUAGUUGCAUGUUAUAGGUCUCUAAAUACUCUUGUAAAGAAAGGAAAUUGGGAAAAGAAAAAUCCAUGGCUGACCCUGCUGUCGAUUUGGACCAACUUCUUGACAGCGCUUUGGAUGAUUUUCAGAACCUCAAUCUCACCUCUUUUGCUCAAAGAGGUGUAAAUAAUGAAAAUAUUGAUGAUGGUGAGGGAGGGCAGAAGCAAGAUAAAUCAUCUUCAUUGCCCAGUGGAGGUGUUCAAGGAUUGGGGAUGGGGUUGCCUGAUUUGAAGAGUAAGAAAAAGGGUAAACAAAAGGUAGGAAAGCGGGAGUCCCAUGUUUCUGAGGCUCUUGAUAAGCUAAGAGAGCAAACUAGGGAAGCUGUCAAAGGUUUAGAAUCGGUGACAGGUUCGAAACUUCCAACAGGCGGAGAAAAUUUUGGGAGUAAUGCAAUGAUGGAGGAUUGGGUUAAGCAGUUUGAGGAGCUUGCUGGCUCUCAGGAUAUGGAGUCAGUUGUGGAUACCAUGAUGCAACAGCUUCUGUCUAAGGAAAUUCUUCACGAACCGAUGAGAGAAAUCGGAGAACGAUAUCCAAAAUGGUUGAAAGACAAUAAACCAAGCCUAUCAGUUGAAGAAUAUGAACGUUAUUUCCACCAGUAUGAGCUUAUAAGAGAUCUAAAUCAAGUUUAUGAUAGUGAGCCAGAUAACUUCAACAAGAUUGUUGAGCUCAUGCAGAAAAUGCAAGAGUGUGGUCAACCACCUAAUGAUAUUGUGCAAGAGCUUGCUCCAGAUUUUGAUCUAUCAAAUCUUGGACAAUUGUCUCCUGAAAUGUUGGACUCUCAACAGAAUUGUGGCAUUAUGUAAGCACGGUGCGACGAUUUAUCAUUGGUCCCUUUUGCAUGUCAUCCAAAAGGUUGUGUGACCUAAUUAUGAUGAUGGUGUUUUAUGUGCCAAUAUAGGACAUUUGCUGCCCUUUUGAGAUUGAAUUUACAUUAAAUGUAAUCUUGAUAAAGUUGGUGUGAUGACGUAUUGAGCAUUGCAUAUUUUAAUAAUUUUGACAAUUUUAGGAGAAAAAGGUAUAUACCUAUCAUGGAAGUGAUAUGUAAUUCAGCCAAAUGUUAAUUGAAAUUUCUCUGUUGCUCUCCA